AUGAAACCGCCAACGUUCUAUGGUGGAAUUGAACCUCUGAAAGCUGAGACGUGGUUGCUUGAGAGGGAAAAGUUAUAUGAAGUAUUUCCUUGUUCUGAAACUCAAAAAGUCCUCCUAGCCACCUACACUCUGAAGGACGAAGCCCGCAGGUGGUGGGUAUUAAUUCGAAGUGGCAAUGGGAAUAUGACGUGGGCACAGUUUAAUGCAAUCUUUUAUGAUAAAUACUUUCCCCAAUGCUUUAGGGAUCGAAAGGUGUCCGAGUUUCAGGAACUCAAACAGGAAAGAAUGUCUGUAGCAAAGUAUGAAGCUAAAUUCACCGAACUGGCACGGUUUGCUCCACACAUGGUGGAUAUUGAUUACAAGAAAGUACGAAAAUUUGAAGGUGGAUUGGAUUUGGAGGUGUUCAAUCGGGUGGGCAUGUUGAAAUUACCUACUUAUGUGGAAGUCUUGGACAGAUCCUUAAUGGCGAAAGCUACCAUAGCCGCCAUGAAACAAGGUAAAGCCCCAACAACUACGACAACUGAGUGGAGAGGAAAAAGAUCCGGGUUUGGUUUUAAAAAGAGCCGGUCCUUUUGUAGUAAGAAGCAAAACACAGGGACUUCAAACAACUCGAGUCAGAGUAGUGGGUUUAUUCCGGUCUGUUCUGAUUGUGGUAAAAGGCACAGGGGUGUGCGCUACCGAGCGUCCGGUGCUUGUUUCCGGUGUGGCCAGCCAGGUCAUGUAGUGAAAGAUUGCCCGCUCAGGUCUGAAACUACUAGCCGUCCUGCAGCAAGUUCAGCGGGAUCCGCUUCUGUGGCCAAAACCAAUGCCAAAGCCAAUACUGGGAAAGAACCUCUGAGACAAGGCCGAGUGUUUGCCUUAGUGCCCGGUGACAUACCGAACACCUAUACUGUGGUGUCAGCUGAUCUCAAUCUAAAAAAAACUCCUCAACUUCUGGAAUUGGUGGAUGACAGCAAGGAUGUUGAGAAACUCAUGGGUUUACCCCUAGAAAAGGUUUUACUCAUAUGGAUGGAUUUCCAAUUGAAGAAAGCAGGAUACAAGUAA
Molecule: messenger RNA, 1044 nt
Organism: Camellia sinensis
Lineage: Eukaryota; Viridiplantae; Streptophyta; Magnoliopsida; Ericales; Theaceae
Source: RefSeq, a predicted model, not a curated record